Messenger RNA from Erinaceus europaeus (western European hedgehog), 1838 nucleotides. RefSeq names its product actin related protein 6 (gene ACTR6). The transcript has 11 exons. Lineage: Eukaryota; Metazoa; Chordata; Mammalia; Eulipotyphla; Erinaceidae. The record is from RefSeq and is a predicted model, not a curated record. Gene Ontology annotation, cellular component: Swr1 complex. The coding region runs from base 90 to 1280 and encodes 396 amino acids. Gene Ontology annotation, molecular function: nucleosome binding.
GCCCCGCCCACCGUCACCAUAGAGUGCCGGAAGCAGCGUGAGCAGAGGGCCGAGGAGGACCGGGUCGCAGGGCAGCGCUUCCGGCCAGCAUGGCUACCCUGGUGCUGGAUAACGGAGCCUACAACGCCAAGAUCGGCUACAGCCAUGACAGCGUUUCAGUUAUUCCUAACUGUCAGUUCAGGUCAAAAACAGCACGGCUUAAAACUUUUACUGCUAACCAGAUAGAGGAAAUAAAAGACCCUUCUGGACUCUUCUACAUCCUCCCUUUUCAGAAGGGCUACUUGGUGAAUUGGGAUGUUCAGAGACAAGUUUGGGAUUACCUUUUUGGAAAAGAAAUGUAUCAGGUUGACUUUUUAGAUACUAAUAUUAUUAUCACAGAGCCAUAUUUUAACUUCACUUCAAUUCAAGAAUCAAUGAAUGAAAUCCUAUUUGAAGAAUACCAGUUUCAAGCGGUAUUAAGAGUAAAUGCUGGAGCUCUCAGUGCACAUAGAUACUUUCGAGAUAACCCCUCUGAAUUGUGCUGUAUCAUAGUGGAUAGUGGCUACUCCUUUACACACAUAGUCCCUUACUGUAGAAGCAAAAAGAAAAAAGAGGCAAUCAUCCGGAUAAAUGUAGGGGGGAAGCUCCUGACCAAUCAUCUGAAGGAGAUCAUAUCUUACAGGCAGCUACACGUUAUGGAUGAAACACAUGUGAUUAAUCAAGUGAAAGAAGAUGUGUGUUAUGUAUCUCAGGAUUUCUACAGAGACAUGGAUAUUGCAAAGUUGAAAGGAGAAGAAAAUACAGUAAUGAUAGAUUAUGUUUUACCUGACUUCAGUACAAUUAAAAAGGGCUUUUGUAAGCCUAGGGAAGAAAUGGUGUUAAGUGGAAAAUAUAAAUCAGGGGAACAAAUUCUUCGUCUGGCAAAUGAGAGAUUUGCUGUUCCAGAAAUCCUUUUUAAUCCUUCUGACAUAGGCAUUCAAGAGAUGGGAAUUCCAGAAGCUAUUGUCUAUUCCAUUCAGAAUUUACCUGAAGAAAUGCAGCCGCAUUUUUUCAAGAAUAUCGUUUUGACAGGAGGAAAUUCCCUCUUCCCAGGAUUUAGGGAUCGGGUUUAUUCAGAAGUUCGAUGUCUCACUCCAACAGAUUACGAUGUUUCUGUUGUGUUGCCUGAAAACCCCAUUACUUAUUCUUGGGAAGGUGGAAAACUCAUCUCUGAGAACGAUGAUUUUGAAGAUAUGGUGGUGACAAGAGACGACUAUGAAGAAAACGGACACGGUGUUUGUGAGGAGAGAUUCGAUAUUUAAGGACAGCUCCGAAUGAAGUCUUUACGUUUGAGUUCUAGGUUCCCUCUAAAGGAGACGACAGAUCUGUUACCUUUCAUCCUUAGAUAGUGUCUUGAAUUUGCGUAAAUACUUUGGUUCACAGCUAAUUUCAAAGGCUUCGUAGGCCAUUAUAGUACACUGGACUUCACGUAUUUUUGUUAAGGAGCCAGACUGCUAUGACGAUGCUAACCCUACUUCUGAGAGUAGAUUAUCUUUCAUUGGAAAAUGAAAGAGUGAAUGUGUUUUAAGUUAAAAAUCUUAAUUGCAGAAAGCACAAACUUAACAGUUUAGUUAGCUAAUUUUCCUUAUAGUUGUAACUAGCAACUGGCCAGUGUAUUUCCAGGCUGUUAGGACCUCUCUCUUGAUUUGAGAACGAAUUGUCUUAUUUUAAGGUUAUUGUUUUUAUAUAUUGUUUAUUGUCAUUGUUAUUUAUACAUAUUCAAGCUGUCUAGACUAUCCUGACAUGUUUCAUGUUAAAAUUUCUUGAGUAAAUUUGAGCAGGGAGAGACUAAUACCAAAGUAAUAAAUUGUUUUUGACCA